GAUCUCGACGCCAUAUUUGAUGUACUAGCCGAAAAGGAGGAGGGACCCAAAGAUGAUCUGAAACCAUGAUUAGUUUCUUUGGAUUUGGCCAGAGUGCCGACAUCGAUAUCGUCUUGGACGGUCAAGAAUCGAGAAAAACUGCAGAAAUCAAAACAGAAGAUGGUAAAAAAGAGAGACACUACUUGUAUUACGAUGGAGAGACAGUAUCUGGUAAGGUUAAUGUUACCCUAAAAAAAACUGGAAGCAAGUUGGAGCAUCAGGGGAUCAAAAUAGAGUUUAUUGGUCAGAUAGAGUUAUAUUAUGACCGAGGGAAUCACCAUGAGUUUACAUCCCUGGUGAAGGAGUUGGCGCGGCCGGGUGACCUGACAAGCAGCACAACUUACCCUUUUGAAUUUUUACAAGUAGAAAAACCAUACGAAUCUUACACUGGUGCUAAUGUAAGGUUACGGUACUUUCUACGAGUAACGAUAGUUAAGAGGUUAAGCGAUACAGUAAAGGAACAAGACAUCAUAGUACACACAUUAUCACAGUACCCAGAGAUGAACAACAGCAUAAAGAUGGAGGUCGGAAUCGAGGACUGUUUACAUAUAGAAUUUGAAUACAACAAAUCUAAGUAUCAUUUAAAAGAUGUAAUAGUUGGAAAGAUAUACUUCUUGCUAGUUCGAAUAAAAAUCAAGCACAUGGAAAUACAGAUUAUCAAGCGUGAAAGCACUGGCACAGGUCCAAAUACAUACAAUGAAAACGAAACUAUAGCCAAGUAUGAAAUCAUGGAUGGAGCCCCAGUGAAAGGGGAGUCUAUACCAAUCCGGCUGUUCCUGAGUGGGUACGAAUCAACACCCACUAUGCGGGACAUCAACAAGAAAUUUUCUGUUCGUUACUACCUGAACCUGGUCUUGGUAGACGAGGAGGAGCGACGGUAUUUCAAGCAACAGGAAAUCACAAUAUUCCGCCGAGCUGACAAAGGAAGGAAAGGUGCAAUGGGUUACCUACAACACAAGUCAAGUAACCCUCCCCCAAGCAUGACGCCGACAACUCAGACUGUAGCGAGCGACGAAAAAGGGUCCGACGCGCCACAGGAAUAACGCCCUUGCCAACGCCCAAUCAUCUCAUUGUGUAUAGGACCUUGUAUGGCUGUAGCCAUUGAGAUAGUGUUGUGGCAUGUUUCAUCCUUCACCAGUUAUGUCCAGUGUUUGACCGUUGGUCAGUUGUCAUACCCAGGCCUGAAAGGACCUGACUCAUGCUAGCCCUACCACAGAAACGGGAUCACUCUCUAGCGGUCAUUUUAUAUGACAGUUUAAUCAAGUUUUAAAUCAUAGCUUCUCCAUAGUCCCAAAAAAAAAAUCUAUAAAAAUAAUGUACAAAAAGUAUUGAUGAUUGAAAGCCUCAUAAAUUUCAUUUUAAUGUAUUACUGAAAAGCCUUCUUUCAAAAUCAAAGAAAAUCUCCAAAUCUGUUUCGUUUUUAAUUUAGUUUUUUAAAGCUUAAAAAUAUUCGAUUUUGGGCAAAAAAUGUAGUAAACAUUACGUCUGUGUUAACAAUACAAAGAUUUUCAGUUUCAUUGUAUGGAAGAUUGAAGUAAAACCUUUUAAUUAUCACAAUUUACAUUGUAUGUCAAUGUAUAACGGUCAGUUGGUAGUGGAUGUGUCUGAAUGAAAUUACACCUCCGAGAUAUUGUACAAAACUGUUGCCAGGGAGAUAUGGAGGUCAGUGAGGAUUAAGAUUCAGCAGUACAAUUUCUUUAUUAGAAUUAAAAUAUAAGGAUGAAUAGUAAAACCACCACUUAUCAUUUCGGUGAAAUGAUUACCUGGCAUGGAGAGGGGCGGUAAUCCUAUUGACUUUAUCAAGUGGGAGGUUAUAAACAUUGGUUGGAAGUGCGAGGUCCUAGUCAGCGCUAGUUGUGUAACGUCAGUCCCGGACAUCAGAUUAACUGG
Molecule: messenger RNA, 1929 nt
Organism: Mizuhopecten yessoensis (Yesso scallop)
Lineage: Eukaryota; Metazoa; Mollusca; Bivalvia; Pectinida; Pectinidae
Product: vacuolar protein sorting-associated protein 26B-like
Exons: 10
Coding region: 66-1082 (338 amino acids)
Biological process (GO): retrograde transport, endosome to Golgi; intracellular protein transport
Cellular component (GO): retromer complex; endosome
Source: RefSeq, a predicted model, not a curated record